This is a messenger RNA of Gryllus bimaculatus (two-spotted cricket), 7295 nucleotides long. The record is from the annotation of a GenBank genome assembly. Lineage: Eukaryota; Metazoa; Arthropoda; Insecta; Orthoptera; Gryllidae.
AAUCUUAAUUUUAAGCUUCAAUUUUUAAUCUUGAUCUGUCUCUCAGUACCUAACAUGUCACAUGGAGCAUGCUACCUGCAGUGUUGGUGUUGUUGCGGUGCAAUAGAUGGAACGCAGAUUUCUUGUUUUCGUCUAAUAGUUUUCGCGUGGAAUAUGUUACUGUAUUUUUACAAAUAUAUAAUUACUUUUAUAGAUUUCAAACCAUUAUUAUUGAUAGAAAUAGAAUACAUCUUACGAACAAAAAAGUUAAUUAACUGUAACUAAUUUCAAUUGCUAGUCUUAUUUUCGCAGAUAUCAAGUUUCACUUUUGAUCUCAGGCAGAACAAAACAGGAAUCCAUGAAACUUAAGGUUUCUUCAGAAGAUAAUUUGCCAAAAAUAUUAUGUAUGAAUUGCUGCAAAAAGUUGGAUAGUAUUCAUAAAUUUGCAUCUAUGGCUGUAAAAAUGCAGGAUAAAUUAAAAAUGUUGGUUGAAACUGGAUCAGUAGAAGAUAUGAAAGAACACAGUAUAUUACAUUCUAUUCUGAGUAAGGGUCCCGAGUCGGAAUGUGAAGUCACAGAAGUAGAAGUGCGAGUAGAUCCCAUGCUUUUCCUUUGUGCGUUGGAGGAUGGAAGCAGUGAUGGUGAAGACAAUUCAAACAGCAAUGAAACGGCAACCCAACCUUCUGCAGAACCUCCUGUCAAAAUGGAGCCUGCAGAAAGUGGUUCUAGUUCAUCUCUUCCAGCAUCAGAGGAAUCAAUCACUGCUUCCACUUCAUCUGCUUCUACUUCCUCUGUUCCAACCAGAACCGUGUCUGCUGUUGUAUCCACUGCCACUACAGCUCCUGUCAACACUGCUGCUUCCACAGUAUCAGCAGUUCCAUCACCGGUUAUAUUGCGUCAAACCUCACCUCAGCCACCAAUGCCUGAAAAAGAAACCAAACCUUAUAUUUGUUCUGUUUGUUCACGAGGCUUCUAUAAUGAAAUCGGACUACAAAACCAUUUGUGGAGUCAUUUGCCCCAAGACCGCAGAGUUCUUAGCAAUACUGUCGGUAACAACUUAGAAAGGCAAGCGCCGGUGUACUCCUCCCGGGGCGUCUUGCACACCAACACCGCCGUCACCAGCGUCAUGAGGUUUGUUUGCCCCAUUUGCGGCAAGAAGAUUUCCACCAAAGGGAAUCUCAAAGUGCACCUCGAAACGCAUCGCCCCAAAGGAAAAUACGGUUGUGAUAUUUGUGGUCGAGUUUUCAAGACACAGUCGAAUCUCUAUCGGCAUAAGGACUAUCAUGGAGGUGUGCAAUUUCCAUGUGGAGUGUGCGGGAGAGUGUACCCAACCAACAGCACACUUAGAGCCCACAGCAUUACUCACAGCGACUUGCGACCACAUGCCUGUCCUCUGUGCGAUAAGACCUUCAAGCGCAAUCAAGAUCUUAAGUGCCCGUACUGCCCCAAGGCCUUCGCCAGCUCGGGCAACUGCUUCUCGCACCGCAAGCGGAUGCACCCUCAGGAGGUGGAGCGGGACCGCGAGCGGGCGGCGCAACUCAUGCGGUUUGAAAAUAAAAUGAACAUUGUAUACGUCAAGAUGAAAAUACUUGCUGCAGUUGAGUGGUAAGGUUUCAUUUGGUGAGUCGAGUGGGAACCACACAUAUAAAUAUAUACAAAAGUGUAUUUGUAAUGGAAAAACAAUUACAGCCUUUGCAUCUCUCUAGGGCAACUUGCAAUAAUUUAUCAAAUUCUUCAAGAUCAUUAUUUUAUUGAAUAAUAAUUUUAAGAAGAUAACAUCAUGACUAUGCUUUUUGAAAAGCUUAUCUGCUGACAUUUUAUAAUUAUUUCACUCACAUUCUUGCAAUAGAAAAUAGUGUUUUGAAUCAAAUCAAUGAGACACUAUACUACUCAGGGCGCAAAAGUUGAAGGUAAUGAACCUUACACUUACUUUCACAAUUUAAUGAGAAGUAAUUUUUACAUUGAUGGCUGUUCAAAAUUAUGAGCUGCAAUUAAUUGAUUAAAUGUUCAUAUUAUUUAAUUCAAUGCACAUACAAAUUUGUCCAUGAUUUUCUUUUCAAGAACCACACAGGAAAUAAACAUGAUACAUAUUUGACAAAGACAGUGAUUGUGAUGUCUUAAAUGCUAAUAUGUUUCUAGACUUCAUGAAUAAUAAAUAAAGUUAGCAUCAUUUGAGUUGCACCACGUCAAUUAUUCAUGCAAAUCAUUUUCAGUUCUUUAAAGUGUGUUAUAAAACAUUAAUUUUUACCAUUUCAAAAUCUUUGCCAACAAAACAUUAAUAUUCAAUGAAAUAAUAAUUUAGAGAAGAUGUGGCACACCAAGAAUCAUGGAUCAUGUAAAAAUUUGGGGAAAAUAUGGCACACUGUGCAUAUUGAAGAGGUAAAGACAUUAUACAAUUCUUCUCCAUUGCUUGUAUUUUUAUUAAGCUGCCCAUUUACUUGUUUUAUUUUUGUGGAUAAUUUAUUCAUUGAAUAAUUCAUUACAAAUGCUAAAUUAAUUUAUAAAAACGUAUUCAAUUAAGGUUCCUUCAAUUUUGAUUUUGACUUUAAACAAGAUUUAUAUACAUUAAAAUCCAAUUAAAAAUACAUUUCUUGAUAGAACUUUAUUUUAGUUUGGUAAUCUUCCAAUUAUAAUUUAGUGUAGAGUUUUAUUUAUUACAACAAUGAUAUUAAUUAUGAUAUAAUUUGGGAAAAGUUAUUGUCAAUUUUUUAUUUCAAAGGCAGUAACUAAGAAUAAUUCAAAUGAUUUAAGUGUGUAAUUAUUUUGAAGAAAUUGUAGCACAAACCAUAAAGAGAGUGAGAGAAGGAGAAGGGGAGAGAGAAAAAAGACAAAUGAAAAUUGGUGUGCUUUUAUUUUUCACACAGGUUCAUUAUUAUGAACACCAUUUCAGUUUAUUGUAUAUUUCUAGAUUAUAUCAAUCAUGUUUAAGAUUUUCCAUUAAUUACUUUAAAUUGAUAUAUUAUUCUAAAUUAAAAUUCUAAAAUAAAUGAAUAGCCAACAUAUAAUGUUAUUUCAAUCAGCAGAACUGACAACUUUUCAAAAGGUUUCAUUAGAUUGAUUUAAAAAAUCAAUUACACCAAUCAAACACUGUACUUUCACUUCAUUAUAAAUAAAAAGUACAGUUGCUGUUAAGUACUAUUACGUGUUCACUGACAAUUAUCUUUAAAGAAGCCUUACUUAGUACCUAUAUGUAGUAUUAGAUUGAAUGUUGGACCCCUAUAAGUUAUUAGAGCCUGAUUGAGUUUGCAUCGUUGAAUGUAUUUAUUUCACUCUGUUAUGAGUAAACAAAGCCUAUUUAUGGGAAUUGGUGAAUGAGUGUAAAUGAAUGAAAGAGAAUGUGCAUAGAAAAAAUGGAAAUAAUGCAGUGUGCUAUUUUUGUGUAGAUGGCCCUCCCUAUUGUUGUUAUGUGAACAACUUUGGCUCGAGGCAUUGUUGGCAAUGUGACCCAUUUAUAAGACAUGUUAUUAGCAGGCAAUCAUUGAAAAUACUCAAUACCUCAUAUAGCAAACCUAAUCCACAUAAUAGGUUUUCUAUUCCUUAGAUAAUGCUGAAUACUGAACAUUAAUGUUAAGAAAAUAACACUAAUGUUGUAAAAUAGUAAGACUGCAAGGUUCACAUCCUGUGUCCCUCUUGGCAAACUUAAUGUUAGUCUUAACUUAUACUGUAAACCUGCGUCAUCUGACAGUUGCAUUUGUUACUUGCUUGAGUCAUAAGUGUUGGAUGUUGUAAAGACAUAAAAAUAGAAAUAUAUUUUUUAGAGUUUUUAUCAGUUCUGUAUAUGUCACGCAUAACAAUCAUACAAAGGAGACUAUUUUCAGAACAUUUAUUCUUGAAAAUGCACUGUUCUGGGUUUUGGUGCUCCUUGUUACCACUGUUUUCAGUAAGCAUGUUAUUCAUUUCUAAACAUACAUUCUUAACAAACUACCUCAUUAAAUCCGCAGGCAUUACUAUCACAUUUCAAUACAAUAGACAGAUUGAAAAUGUUCUUUUUCUUCAUGGGUCUUGUUUCACCAACAGUUACGGGAUUUGAAAUGUAUAACAUGUUUACAAGUGCUGAAUAUACCUACUUGAAAACUAACCACAACAAUUAGCACAGUAGAUUUGAUUUCAGGGAGACUGCAAUGAAUUCAAUAGUGUGUGCUGUAUUUGUUAAUGUAGAAAACAAUUUGUCCUCAGAUUAAUACAAACGAGAAGCUAAGGUUUCCUUCUGUAUACAAUUGUAAAUCACAUUUUUUUUCUCAGAUGCAGCAGCAUAAAUAUUAUUCCCAUCAUUAAUGAAUAAGCAGGACUUCUGAUAAUAAGUGCAGAUACAAUCCAUUGUUUAAUUUUGAAAAUGAUUGACAAAAAUCUAUUUAAAGCAAGUUAUGAGUGUACUACUUCAAAAGAAUUCUAUGCAGAACAUAUUAUUUCAUGUUUGAAUGCAUAUGUUCACAGAAUAAUCUACUAUUGUGCUUUAUGAAAAAUCAGGCUACACUCAGGGUGCCAAACUUAUAUGAAGAUGAGCAUGUCAUCAAUUUAAUAUUCAGGUUUCUCUCCAUGACAUACAUGUUCUUCUCACAUGUGAUGACAGAGCAGAAAACAGAUUUGUGACCAGAAACAUUUACAUGAUUCUAUUACAGCAAGGUUAUGAAAUGUGCACAAGUUAUAACAUUUCUAUCGAAAAUAUUAUCUCUAUUAAAAAAGAUUCUACAACCUUACCAAGAAAAUUUAAUUUCUUAUAAGUUAUUUAUUGCAGAUAUUAUUCAAUUACAUCUUAAUGACUGGUGAUUAUUUAUCUACAAGGCAAAUACCAGAUUACUGUUUCAACAAAUUGCUGAGUGGUAACUGAGCAUAAUAUUUAUUAACAAGAUAUUAACAGUCACCUAACAUGCCAAGUAUUUUAUAAGAACUCAAAAGGAAUUGCUACGUUAUGAUGGAAUGUUUGGUUUGAAUUAGGAUUUUAAAUAUGUUCACACAAUUGAUUCAAUUGAUACUAGAUAUUAACCAGAGAUAUGUUUUAAGUUUUAAUGCCAAACUCAUCUGUGAUCCUUUUUCUUUAUUUAACAAUAAGACAAUUGUUUCUGUUUGGUUCUAUAUGCUGUUAUCACAUUCCUUCGUUUAUUUAUUAUCAUUAUUGAAGAUUCUUUAGGUCGAUUAGAUUUUGAAAUGAAGUCAAGAAAUUUUUUAAAAGUGUUAUUUGUGUUUGUGGAUCAAAUUGUUGAAUUAAAUAAUUUGAAAAUAUUUUAUAUUUUAUGUUGAAUAUAAUUCAUUUCUUAUAUUCAUAAAAUUUCUAUUAUCUUCUUUAAUUUGAUGUAUAUGCAAGUUAUUUCAGCUUACUGUGAUCAAAGACUUUAAAAAAUAUCAAUUCUUUACAGUAAUGGUUCUCAAAUAAGUAUUUUCUCUGAAAGUAAACCAUUAUUCAGAUUUAUGUAAGUCAUAAAAUGUUACAAUUAUCUUGUUCCUUUAAGGAUGAAAAAUACAAAUAUUUUGUUCCUUUAAGGAAGAUGAACACAAAUAUUAUAUUUACGUAUUUUUCAGUAAUAUAAUAUUCAUGUAAUUUUCUUGCUAAAAUUAUCAUUUAUUAGAAAAAUGAAUUACCAUCACACAAGUUGUUGUAUUUUUUCCCCCCACUUUGCUAAACAAUUGUUUUCUUCUUAAGAACAUAGUGUUUUUUUAAAAUUUAUAUUAUAGAUGUGUCAUUAGAUGCUCUGCUUUGAAAACUUUAAUUUUGAAUUUCUCCCUCCAGAUUAUUUAUUUCAAUACUGAUUUGUUUUCUAAUCAGAAAAGAAUUUUCAGAUCAUAUGUACUAAAAUGAAUAAUUUUCCUCUUAGUCAUCCUUUGAAUCUGAAUUUGGAAGGAAUUUCUUUAGUUCUUAAGAAGAGUAGACAUUACAUUUUUAGAAUGUAAGGUAGGCAAUACCAAUAUUUGAGAACCAUAACUCCUUGAGAAUCAAUAGUAAGAAGUGCACGUACUUAUAGAACUAACUGUAAGAAUUAAUUUGUUAUAAUAAGCAGCUUUUAGGCAUUUCUUUGUUUUUGUGAGCGUGUGUGUGUGUGAUUUGUGAUUAACAAUAGACAAAGAAUCAUUCCAAUAAACUUGUGAUAGUUUUUAUCCAUAUUUGAACUGAAUCAUAUGAGUGAUGGUCAUAUAUGAGUCUCCACUUAUUAACCCUCCAACUUAAAUGUCGCAAUGUUAUUAUUUUCAUGGAUGGUUCAGGUGUUAAUUUUACUCAUUAAGUUUACAGCAACUCUUUUCUUUAAAAAUGUAGCAGUAUCAUUCCUUAAGGGUCUAACACAGGGAGAUUUUUAUACAUAGACUGGAAAUUUUAUUUGGAAAAGUGAUAUUUAUGAACAAGUUCAUUUCUACCAUAAUUUUUUAAAUAAAAUGAUGAGCAAACUGUGUAUUUAUAUAUCCAUCCCUUCUUAAGGAUAAUAUCCAGUCAAUAUAUUUUCAUUUAAUGUAAUACAUAGUAGGAUGUUAAGUAAACAAUUAGCAAAUUGUAUACUCAUUUUCAAAUAUAUUAAAAAUGUUAUUUUUUUGUUAUUAGGAUUUUUAAUUAAUUAGGAUAUAUAAGAUCUAGUCAAUGCUUUAAAUCACUGACCUGUGUGUUAGAUUCUUUAAUGAAACAAUUUAUGAUAAAAUUCAUUCUAAACAGCGUAUGCCAGUUGAAAUCUUGGCACAAUCAAAUGUAUGUUAUUUAUAAAUACAAGAUAAAUACUGAACUGUGUUUAGAGUGGUGCCAGUUCAUAUCAGUUGUUGCAUGCUUGCUUUACAACAAUCAUGUUUUGCUAUUAAAAAUAUUCUGUUAUAAUUUUUGUUUUAUUUAUUUAGGUUUUCUAUUUAACUGUAAUCAUAUCACAAGGUUUUUGCAUCAACUGGAAAUCAGAUAUAAGAGAAUAAUCCACACGAGUAUGCUUUUUUAAAGCAUAAGCAAUGCAAAAAAUCUUAGGCUGACAGUGUGGGGUGUAAGGUGUUGAGGGGCUUAUAUCUCAGAGAUGUUAGUCAGUCAUCUCAAAGACCUGGGGGGAGACUACCUUCAGACCACUUUAGCACCAUGGAGUGACCGACAAGCCAAUGUCAGGAUUUCAGAGGGCAGGGGUGAGUAUAUGUGGCAAGGUGAGAAAGGUGCAAAUUAGAUACAGAAGUCCAUUUUGCACCUCAUAAAUAUGUUCAUUAAAUCAAUCAUUUCAGUGUCAAUUUACAUGAAAACAAACAAUUAACAAAUUCAAUUUGUUAUAAAAGCAUUGUUCAUUUAAGAAUAAUUUUUUUUUGAAAACUAAUGCUUUAUGUCCUCCAUGAUGGGAAAAGCACCUUUUGGCUGCUUUCAAAUAUCUACC